Messenger RNA from Trichoplax adhaerens, 300 nucleotides. RefSeq lists its product as uncharacterized. The transcript has a single exon. The record is from RefSeq and is a predicted model, not a curated record. The annotation marks the transcript as partial. NCBI's taxonomy places the organism in Eukaryota, Metazoa, Placozoa, Uniplacotomia, Trichoplacea, Trichoplacidae.
GUCGAUAGCCAACACCACACCAUGGCGAAGUAUUUCAUGGAAUUAUGCUUACCAGAAUACGAUAUGGUCUCUCUUUUACCCUCAGAAAUUGCCAGUGCAUCUCUUUUACUAGCUGUUAAAAUUUGUAAUCAAUUCGAAUGGAACGCAACUUUACAACACUACAGUGGUUAUACAGAAGAAAAGCUAUAUCCAAUUGCUCGAAAAAUUGUUAAUAUAGUAUCUAAAUCAGCUACAUCCAAAUAUCAGGUUAAUACUACUAAAAAUUUCUUCCUGCACUUUAUCGCUUACAUCACAGCUUAA